Messenger RNA from Corylus avellana, 2242 nucleotides. It is a transcript of the gene QSOX2, whose product is annotated as quiescin-sulfhydryl oxidase 2. The record is from RefSeq and is a predicted model, not a curated record. Gene Ontology annotation, biological process: protein folding. Gene Ontology annotation, cellular component: Golgi membrane. Gene Ontology annotation, molecular function: protein disulfide isomerase activity; flavin-dependent sulfhydryl oxidase activity. NCBI's taxonomy places the organism in Eukaryota, Viridiplantae, Streptophyta, Magnoliopsida, Fagales, Betulaceae.
AUACAACGACAACCGAGUCGGAGAGAGUACAACGGAGAUACGGAAACGUGAAAAAGACCAAUUUCUGCGACGCAUCUGCGAUCUAACGAUUAACGGUAAACAGCUCUCUCCCCCAACAGUCCUUGAGGCAAAAUCCUCUGAAACUCCGCACUCACACAAAACCCUAGUGGUGGAAGAGGAUUCAUCGGCGCAUUAUCCAAUUGGGUCUUAAAUUCCAUGUCUCAAAUAUAUUUGGUUCUGAGUCUUCUGAGCCUGCUUUGGUUGAGAUCCGGAGCGACGUCGGUUUCUUCAGGGUCGCGCUCGAUCCUCAGAGCGAUCGAUGCCGAGAAAGGUGAUGUUCGCGAUUAUGCCGUCGAUUUGAACGUCACGAACUUCGAUGCGGUCCUCAGGGACACCCCUGCUACCUUUGCGGUUGUCGAAUUCUUCGCUCACUGGUGCCCUGCCUGCAGAAAUUAUAAGCCCCAUUAUGAAAAAGUUGCUAGGCUUUUUAAUGGACCUGAUGCAGUGCAUCCCGGAAUCAUAUUGAUGACUAGGGUAGACUGUGCAUCGAAGAUAAACACUAAACUUUGUGAUAAGUUUUCUGUUGGUCAUUAUCCAAUGCUCUUUUGGGGCCAUCCUCCUAAGUUCGUAUCGGGUGGUUGGGAACCUAAACAAGAGAAAAAUGAAUUACGUGUCAUUGAUGAUGGACGGACAGCUGAUAAAUUGCUUCAUUGGAUCAACAAGCAAAUAGGCAGCUCUUUUGGCUUGGAUGAUGAGAAAUUUGAAAAUGAGCAUCUUUCAUCAAAUGGCUCAGACCCUGGACAGAUUGCACGAGCUGUGUAUGAUGUUGAGGAGGCAACAUCAACAGCCUUUGACAUCAUCUUAGAACAAAAGAUGAUCAAAUCAGAAACCCGGGCUUCACUAAUAAAAUUCCUGCAACUUUUGGUGGCUCAUCAUCCUUCUAGGAGGUGUCGGAAGGGCAGUGCAGAGGUGCUUGUGAACUUUGAUGACUUAUGCCCAUCAGACAUGUGGUCAACUGAGAAGCAGGAAGAUAGUGAUGGAAAGAGCGCAUUGCGGAAUUUUCAGAUUUGUGGAAAAGAUGUUCCUCGAGGAUAUUGGAUGUUCUGUCGCGGUAGCAAGAAUGAUACUCGGGGCUUUAGUUGUGGAUUGUGGGUUCUGCUCCAUUCACUCUCUGUUAGAAUUGAGGAUGGAGAGAGCCAGUUUGCAUUUACAGCUAUAUGCGAAUUUGUGCACAACUUCUUCAUCUGUGAGGAAUGUCGCCAACAUUUUUAUGACAUGUGUUCAAGUGUCUCUAAUCCUUUCAACAAAACCCGUGACUUUGCUCUUUGGUUGUGGAGUGCGCACAAUAAGGUUAAUGAGAGAUUAAUCAAAGAAGAAGCAUCUUUAGGAACUGAGGAUCCUAAAUUUCCGAAGAUGAUUUGGCCUCCAAAGCAGCUUUGCUCUUCCUGUCAUCUCCGUCGUAGCCAGAGAAAUAACAGCAUCGAUUGGGACCAGGACGAGGUGUUCAAAUUUUUGUCUAAUUAUUAUGGGAAAACGCUAGUAUCUCUAUACAAGGACAAAAAAAUUCUUGGGAAAGAUGGGGCUGAUGUUGCUCUUGAAGAUUUGGUGGCCUCAACAAAUGCGCUUGUGGUGCCUGUGGGGGCUGCAUUGGCAAUUGCUGUUGCUAGCUGUGCAUUUGGAGCACUUGCUUGCUACUGGCGCUCACAGCAGAAGAGUCGGAAGUAUUUCCACCAACUACACUCUUUAAAGAACAUAUGAUAAUUAGGAGGGCCAAGGAGAAACUGGAACUAAGAUUCUUAAGGGGACAAAAUCAGACAGGCAAUAGGGUGCACAGCCGGAUGAAAUCAGGCUCUGAAUAGCAAAUCCAGAUCAAAGCCUUGUACCUGAAUGCACUGGUUGAGGUCCUCUUCUGUAUUCUCUUUCAAGCUUUUCUUUUUUAAUGUACAGAUUUUGGUACGAUAAUCUUAAUUUUGGGAGAGAAUCACCCUAGAUCCAUUUGCAUCUUUAUUGUCCUUUUUUUUUUUUUUUUUUUUUUUCAAAAAGUUUAUUUUUGUUCAUUACACGGAUUUAGUCAAGAAAGAUGAGAGAGUACUGUAUGGUGUUUUGAGAGUACAUCAUUGUUGUCCACGGCCCUUUGUAUGUUCUUUAAUUUGAAUUGGUGAUGAUGGGCAGCAACUCUGUAAAAUUUGACUUUGAGCAGUAUAUUAUUCCCACAGAUGAAAUGCAGUUCUUAGAUCUUGAA